This is a messenger RNA of Salvelinus sp. IW2-2015, 733 nucleotides long. NCBI's taxonomy places the organism in Eukaryota, Metazoa, Chordata, Actinopteri, Salmoniformes, Salmonidae. The record is from RefSeq and is a predicted model, not a curated record.
ACGCAAGGCUAGCAUGAUGACCCAGGAGGAGCUACACAGCAGGUUUCCCAGAUGGAGCAGGAGUAUUCCCUAAAGGAGCAGGGUCUAGAUGCCCGGGUCAGGGAGCUGGAGGAAAGCAGUAGGAGCUCCAGUGCUGACCUGACCCGCCUCCUCUCUGCCCAGCAGAAGACCAGCCAGCGCUGGAAGGAGGAGGCCAAGACCCUCACCCUGACCUUCCACACCAAACUCACCAGCCUCAAGGGUGAGCUGAGUCGACAGAAGCAACGUUGUCAGGAACUGGAGAUCCAGCUGGUGACUGACCACGAGUCCAUAGUAGAGUACGAGAGGCAGAUGGCAGAGUACCAGGAGAAGAACAGUCGCCUCCAGAGGCGUUUGACUCAGGCAGAACAGAAGGCAAUUACAGCAUCACAACAGCUCAGUAUAAUGACGUCACAGAGAAGGAAAACAUCGUCCAUGGCAGACCUGGAGUCUCUAUAGCGGUGUGCAGGGAUGAGACUUAAGGAUUUUGGGAACUUGUCCGCUGUGCCAUACGAUAUUUAAAAAUAUAAAAUUUCACUUUGGGCUAGUUGGCCACAUUUUCUACUAGCCAGUCUGAAAUGUACUAGCAUCGGGCUAGCUUAAUUUCCAUCCCUGACUGUGUGCAUUGCCAACCAUUUCUACAGAAAUGCCCAUGUCUGUUAUGGAUUUAUACCAUUCACUGUGAUGUCUGUUAUUAAAAUAUAUUUAAAUUSUC